Colletotrichum gloeosporioides is the source of this 1185-nucleotide messenger RNA. RefSeq lists its product as uncharacterized. The record is from RefSeq and is a predicted model, not a curated record. Bases 1 to 1185 code for a protein of 394 amino acids. Lineage: Eukaryota; Fungi; Ascomycota; Sordariomycetes; Glomerellales; Glomerellaceae. Gene Ontology annotation, cellular component: vacuole; membrane. Gene Ontology annotation, biological process: regulation of intracellular pH. The transcript is spliced from 2 exons.
AUGGCGCCGAAAAGCAAGACAUCGUUUGACGAGGUUCGGACAUUUUUGGGGUUCGCAUGCCUGGGGCUGGCCAACACCAUCCUCCCGGCCAUUAUAUACGCCGCGAACUACCUCAUCAUCCCGUACCCCCGCGCCGUUGUCACGCUCAUCGAGCUUCUGCCCUGUGUCGCGGUGAAGCUGUCGCUCUCCUUCGUCAUCCACCGCAUACCAUGCCGCAUACGGCCUCUCGUCGUCGCCGCAUGCUGGCUCGUUGCCAAAAAGGUCGCCGAUGACACGCCGCCGAAUGUGCUGCCGCCGGUGCGAAUUGCCAUGUCGGUGCUAGCGUCCGUGUCGGCAUCCGUGAUGGAGGUGUCCUGUCUCGGGAUGGUCGGGCAUUCCGGCCUGCACGCGCUUGCGGGGUGGGGCUUCGGGACCGGCGCCGGCCUGGUCAGCAACGCCGUGUGGCCGUUUGUCCUGGCGCACAAGGCGGGCAAGGUCCUGAGAAGCGCGACAGGCGGGGUUUCAUAUCUCGUUGCUCUGUUGGUGUUUGCGCACUUUGCGAUCUUGCCGCAAAACCUGACAAAAUGGGCUGGUAGACAGGAUAGGGAUCGCGAAGAGAGGCAAUCGUGUUUGGAAGCCGGUCAGCAUAGGCGAAGGUCUGGUUCGAUUUCCAUUAGGGCUAGAGUGCAGAUUCUUCAUGGCCUGGCGAGUUCGAAUAUGCUGCCACUCUUCGCAGUGUCUUUGUUACUUUUUCUGCAGCAGGGGGUCACGAGGACACUGGACGGAUCUGUCUUUGGGACCUUUUCCCGUUUUGCGGCGACUUACGGCGUGUCCCUCCACCUCGGGACGUUGUUGGCUCGGUCUUCGGUCGCCUUUUACCCUCUUCGAAAUUUCAGGGCACCUCUGGCUGUUUUGACUGCGGUAUCCAUACUCGCCUUCCUCAACGCCGUCUUUCUUGUGUCGACGAAUCUUUCGUUCGCACUAGCAUUUGCGGCGGGGCUGUCGAGCGGGCUGGUGUACAUCAAUGUUUUGGUGAGAAUUGUGGAAGAGACUCGAGACGCCAACGACAGAGAGUUCAGUAUGGGCGUCGUCACUGCUGGCGAUGCGGGAGGUAUGGUCGUGGGGGGUCUACUCGGGGCUUUCCUGGAACUCGAAAUGUGCAGUCAUCUCUUGAGCGGGAGGCGGUGGUGUCACAGGGCGAAGUGA